Messenger RNA from Lindgomyces ingoldianus, 594 nucleotides. RefSeq lists its product as uncharacterized. The transcript is spliced from 5 exons. Bases 1 to 594 code for a protein of 197 amino acids. NCBI's taxonomy places the organism in Eukaryota, Fungi, Ascomycota, Dothideomycetes, Pleosporales, Lindgomycetaceae. The record is from RefSeq and is a predicted model, not a curated record.
AUGCCCCUCACAGAACUACUAACGGCCGUAUACAAACCCAAUAGCUACAACAUCAGUUUUUCUCGAGAGCAUUCAAGGCUGUUCACAAUUGAUACCUCUUCUUCCUUUUCAAAUUCCAAUUUUCCGUUACCUCUUCCUAGCUCGUACAGGUCAAUCACAGAAUUCGCCCGCUGCUCCCUCGCCCCUGGCAUCUUCCUCACCGGCCCCACAAGCUCAGCCUUCACAGCCCCCGCUCCACGCCUUCGAAGCGUCGAGCUCGAGAACCCAUCGAUACUGUGGGGCUUCGUCGACGGGGAUAGUGUCGAAGACUACAUCGCGUAUACGAAGACCGAGACCAAUGCAAAGAUUGAGCAGGCAUUAGGACCAUACUGCUCCGGGUUUCUUCAAGCGCCACAUCUCGCUACCCUUGGCCCUAAUUCCCCGUUCUCUCAUGUCACAGAAAUCUUCACUGCAUACUUUCCCCCAAACCUUGCUACCUCUCCCCUCAAAUCUGCCAGGCAAUAUGCUCGUUUACCCACAAAGCCGACGCAUUUAAAGAAAAGUUGGAGCCUGCGAGUAUUCCACAAGCCUUUGAUCAAGGAAGUUGGGGUUUAG